Molecule: messenger RNA, 312 nt
Organism: Arabis nemorensis
Lineage: Eukaryota; Viridiplantae; Streptophyta; Magnoliopsida; Brassicales; Brassicaceae
Source: the annotation of a GenBank genome assembly
AUGGAGAGAAAUCUGGGAAUUGGUGUGAGAAGGGAAGAGAUGGAAGCUGCCGAAUUAAACUUUUAUGAAAUGGAGAAUCAUCAAUCCUUAAUCAAUUUUCUCCUCGAACCCAUCCCGGAAAAUCCAAACUCCUCCGCCUCCGUCACAAUCCCUCGCACAAUCUCAACCACCUCCUUCUUCCACGAAAUCGUCCACACCAUGAACACAUGGUCGAAGACGAAACAAACCCAGAUUUCUAUUUCACCAAUCCUCCUCGACUACUUCAUCAAACUCGUACAGCUCAAUACUUUGGAAUCCAGACUCAUCCUUUAG